Molecule: messenger RNA, 969 nt
Organism: Suillus paluster
Lineage: Eukaryota; Fungi; Basidiomycota; Agaricomycetes; Boletales; Suillaceae
Exons: 3
Coding region: 1-969 (322 amino acids)
Source: RefSeq, a predicted model, not a curated record
AUGGAUGGCAAUACUUCACUGAAGUGUGUUGAUGGAUCUGGCCAUGCAGAUGAACAAGUUUUUCCAUCAACUUACUUGAUCCCUCCUUCGGAAGUUGAGUUGUUUAAGGACGAUGUUCGGCUGCGCCCAGGCACUCACAUCACCACUGAUGGCUCUCCCACUGCUGCUAGUGACCACUCUGCGUGCACGGAGAAUUGGAAGAUGGCCAAUACCAUAACUGAGAACACCAUCACUGUCUUUGAUCAGAUGGGAAUUUUCGUCAGCGCCUGUUGUCAUGGCAUUGUACAGACAUUGGUGGAGAUGCGUAAGAGUGGCGAACUUGCAAAAUAUGCGCUAGCCACCACAAACAAGGUUAAUGAUGUCUAUGGUCCAAAUGGUGCCACAGGCUAUGAUAUUGGGUGUUCAUACGGCAAAACUGUCACCGCCAGUUCGAUCUCAUUGAAGGCCAGUACUAAUCACCAUCGCUUCCUAGUCAAUUCAUUCCAUGGUCACGCUCACAAUCGACAAUGUCAACUACAAUUUCAUGCGCUCUAUCAGAAUGGUCUCGGCAUCGAAGACUUGGAAACUUGCGAACAAGUCUUCUCCACUUCUAAUGCCGUAGUGCCCGUCAUACAUCACACAUCAUACUUUCAUUGGUUACAGUUCAUCGAGCUUCAUUUUGACCAAUGGGACUCGGAUAAGUACUUGGAACUUAGUAAAUUCAUCUACAACAACUACAAGCAGGCACUCCAUAUUAUCAACAAGCUAACACCCGCAGUGCAAGAGCUCAAGGUGCAACUGGGGUUGAGUGACGCAGAUUUCGUAAAGUGGAAUGCCAAGGAAUUGGAGUACUUGCAGAGUCUCACAGUCGAGACUGAAGACGAUGUCGAGAAAAUGAUAUAUGUUGAAGCCCUGGAGACAUUGGCACGCUCGGAGCAAGUGUUUUUUUUUAAAAAAAAUUAUGCACAUGAAACUAAGUUUAAUCAAUGA